CCUUCCCGUCAGCUUCCCCGCCAGGGCUUAGGUUCUGUGGGUUUGCUGGAAGUGCUACGUCUGAAGCCUAGAAAUGAAGAAGAGAGGCUCAUACAGCAGGGAGAAGUAUGGGAGAAACAGUUACCGGCAGAGCAGUGCCUGUCGCUGGAACAGAAGGCGUAGUUCUAAUGAAAGAUAUGGAGCAGACACAUUUCGUAGUUCUCAAAGUUCUGACGAUAAUAGUAGAGCCUUGUCAUCAGCUUCCAGCUCAAAUGCAAGUUCUUCAGUGCCAGAACUGCCAGGAUUUUACUUUGAUCCCGAAAAGAACCGUUAUUUCCGCUUGCUACCUGGACAUAACAACUGCAACCCCCUCACAAGGGAGAUCAUCCAGCAGAAAGAGAGGGAGAGCAGAAGACUGAAGCUUUUGGAGGAAGAGGAGAUGCAAAAAAAGAAAACAACCAGAAUUGGAUUGACUCCUUUACCCUUGUUGAACAAGAGGCAGUUGGGUUUGCUCCACUCUACCAAUUAUUGCCGACUAGUCCAUGAGUUACGUGUAAACUGCAUGCAGAGAAAGAAGGUGGAAAUUCAGAGCUCUGAUUCCUCUGUUGUUGGAACUGAUCGCUUUAAACUCAUAGUGGCUGACACUUCCCGGGAGAGGGUAUUCACAGUUAAUGAUGUGGAACAUGGAGGCUGCAAGUAUGGGAUCAUCAACCUUAGUGGUUUAGGAACCAAGGCUCUCACUGUGGAAAUGUAUGACAACCUCUACUUUACCAACCGCAAGGUAAAUUCUGUAUGCUGGGCCUCACUGACUCAUCCAGAUUCCCAUGUUUUGCUCUGUCUCAUGGGCAUUGCAGAGACUCCAGGCUGUGCCAGUUUACUUCCUGCCUCCUUUUUCAGCAACACCAGGCCAGCAGGAGACCAUCCUGGAAUGCUUUGCAAUUUUAAGAUCUCCACUGCUUGGUCUUGUGCAUGGUGCCUGAACCCCCAGGCUAAUAAUUGCUUCAGUACAGGCUUGUCCAGAAGGGUCCUUGUAACCAACGCGGUGACUGGUCAUCGGCAGACAUUUGGGACCAACAGUGAUGUACUGGCACAACAGUUUGCCACCCAGGCCCCUCUACUGUUCAAUGGCUGCCGCUCUGGCGAGGUCUUCGCUAUUGAUCUGCGUCACCGAGGUCGUAAAGGCCAGGGCUGGAAAGCUGCCCGCUUAUUCCAUGACUCAGCUGUGACAUCUGUUCGGGUCUUACAAAAUGAGCAGCACCUAAUGGCAGCAGAUAUGUCUGGGAAGAUCAAGCUGUGGGACCUGAGGGCAAAUAAGUGUGUGAAACAAUACGAGGGUCACAAUAAUGAAUAUGCCUACCUGCCCCUGCAUAUACAUGAGGAAGAAGGACUUCUGAUAGCAGUGGGGCAAGACUGCUAUACACGGAUAUGGAGCCUUUGUGAUACCCAUCUGCUCAGAACCAUUCCUUCCCCAUACCCAUCCUCUAAGGAAGACAUCCCCAGUGUGGUUUUCUCUUCCCAUCUUGGUGGCCCCCGGGGAGUGCCAGGAUUGCUCUUGGCUGUUCGACAAGAUCUCUACUGUUUUUCAUAUAAUUGAGUUUGCACUAGACCAGAGAAAGAAAGACAGAAGAUCCCAGACUAAUGGAAUGGAGAUCUAACGAAGUAGAUUAAACACAAACUCAUUA
This is a messenger RNA of Trichosurus vulpecula (common brushtail), 1661 nucleotides long. RefSeq names its product DDB1 and CUL4 associated factor 4 (gene DCAF4). Gene Ontology annotation, cellular component: Cul4-RING E3 ubiquitin ligase complex. The transcript has 14 exons. The record is from RefSeq and is a predicted model, not a curated record. The coding region runs from base 74 to 1573 and encodes 499 amino acids. NCBI's taxonomy places the organism in Eukaryota, Metazoa, Chordata, Mammalia, Diprotodontia, Phalangeridae. Gene Ontology annotation, molecular function: protein binding.